Molecule: messenger RNA, 8524 nt
Organism: Xyrichtys novacula (pearly razorfish)
Lineage: Eukaryota; Metazoa; Chordata; Actinopteri; Labriformes; Labridae
Source: the annotation of a GenBank genome assembly
GAGGAAGGAAAUUAGAUUUUGAUUCAGUUGUUACUUUUCAGUUUGUGAGCCUUUUGUUACAGUUUCCAAACUCUUCUCGUGGCAGCAGAGGAGCCGCUGAAAUAAAGAUGUUUAUCACAUGUUGUAUUGUGUCGAAAACCAGCGCGAGUCCUUCUCUCUCUGUCGCUCAUCAGACACUUUCUUCUGCUUUUGCAGCGCGUGCCCGGACGUCAAGUCUCACGCGCUCAUUCAGAGCGAGUCACGGUGACACAGCUCCAUCAGACUCAUGAAGACCAUCAAAAACUGUCACGCGUGAAUAUUUCAUAUGAAUUGUCGAAAUAAUAUGGAUAUAUUACGGACAAUUACGUAACAUUAUAGUCUACUUGAUUUUUAGAGGCUACUUUCACUUUUCAGGCGGUUAUAGCCUUCUGAGCAAAACAAAUCAAAUGUUCAAAAUGGCUUAAUAUAAACUUUAAAAAAUGAAUUAUUAUGUUUGUGUUCGUUUUUCUCAAAAACAAUUGAGUGCAGGUCAGUUUUGUUUCUGUAUGUUUGUGUAACAAUUUUGAAAGAGUAACUAAAAAAAUGGCAGGUGAUCACAAAAGCAAAGAUGUACUUUUUGGGAUGAGUAUUGUUGGCAAUAACUCCGCAUUAAAAAUUAAUGACAACAAAAUAAAUGUUCCUUAGAAUUAAAAUCUUAUUAUAGGGGAAAGAGCGCGUGCGCAGGCAGCAUCUCAUCCCUCAUGUGUUUCCUGCGUCCAGAUCAGUAAUGAGGGACGAGAUGCGUCCUAUUAGGCAACAUCACAUGUUUGUGCUCUCAUCAGCCCCCAGAUUAAAUUAUUGAACCUCAGGACAGUUAGGGAGAGGAGCUGUGAGAGCAGGAGCAGCAGGGAGAGGGGACACUGUCCGUGAAACGACUAAAUACUUCUAGGGGGACAAAGUUUUUGAUUUUUUUUUUUACAAUAUUUUUUACUUUUUUGUUGUUAUUGGAGGGUGAAAUGGGGGCCCUGCGUUUUGUUUUUCUCCUGAUUUUGUCCCUCGGUGUUUUUCAAGCCAAUGGACUUAAAAGUAAGUGCUGCUUUAAACUCUACUUAAAUUUAAUGAUUUGUUUUGAACAGAUGGAGAAACUUUAACUGCAGAUCUAUCAUUUGUUAACUUGUUUUAGUUUUACACUUAGAUUUUAACAUUCAUCUAAAAGAAACAAACAAUUUUGUAGAAUUAGUUUUCUGUUUAAAAUUUUUCAAAAUUCUUGUUCAGAAGUUUAAAAUAAACUUUUGAUAUUUUUCGCACGGUUAGUGUGCCACCAGCUCACCAGCUCUCUGUUCUCAGAGUCCCAUGAGCUCAAUUAAAGCGAGUGUCAUGACCAACAGUAUGUAGAAAAUAAUACACCCGAAAGAAAGUUUCACUCAGAAACGGGCAAAAAGUAAGAAAAAUGUGAUUACUUAAAAACAGAAUACUUCUUUGGUACACAAUAAAGUCUAUUAGUGCAUAUAUGACUCAAAAUUAGACCAUAGACACUUCAAAAACAUACUUUGAGUGACUCACACUUUAUCAUAAUGAAGGCAAUGAAAUGAUGGACAUGCUAUAUUUACAUUUAAGGCUGUCUGCAAAUGUUUCCUCAGAGUCUGUUUCUCCCAAUCUGGUAUUAUAACAUAAUUUGUUUAGAAUUGGAGGAAAUCAAUUCUUGAGAUUUAGAAUUUAAAACUCGGCCAUGAAAAGAGACUGUAACCAAGUAUUGUGUACCUCACAGACGGAAAGAUUUUUAUAUGUUGAUCUAAAUAAAAAGAGGAGGAGUCAUUCUCAGGGUUGUCAUAUGUAUAAAAUGAACAGAUACUUUACCUUAAUGAAGUUUUCAAUGUGGUCCCCUAUGAUUCCCAGGCCACACUAAAGGGGACUUUCAGUCUUUCAAUGUGAUUUUGUCUCCUCUUUUCAGCUUAUGGGGAUGUUUUCCCCCACAAGCAUGGAAUAGCAGGAAAGUUUCCAUUUCCAAUUCCACCAAUACCUGGCUGGGAUCCUGACACCAACCCAUGGGACGAGUACCUCUACCCCCCACUCAGCCCAGAGCCAAACGAGCUCAUGCACCACAAAGGUAACAAAAGUCAGCUAAGUCAUUUCAAGUGUUUUCAGUUAUAAGAAUUUUACUCAGGAGGUAUGUUUUCCUGCAGGUAAACCAAAAGUUCGUCUGACCAGCGAUGGCCCGGCUCUCAACGGUUCAUGCAUCACCUUCACUGCAAAGCUGGAGUACCCUCCAUGCCAAAAAGAGGACACCAACGGAGACCUUAUUUGGGAUGAGCACUGCGAGGACGGUACGGAGGUGGAGGCCUCAGGUGCUGCCAAAAAGCCCGGCCAGGCCCAGCCCUACACCUUCAAACUAUGACACUGGUCCACAGCCAUGCACCACAUCAGCCGUGCAACAACAUACCUUUAAAAAAAUGAUCAAAACUAAUUUUAAAUCCAAAAGUAUUGAUGUUUUGACCAUUUGGGGCAGCAUAGCCCCCAUUUACACAGCACCGACAUAUUAUCACCUCGCAGAAAAUAUCAUUCACUCUUUGCGACAUCAUUAAAGCUCCUGAGAGGAACUUUUGGCUUGUGUCAACUUUGGCGCCCCCUGUGGUCAAAAUUGUUGUCAAUCCUUCUUUUCUAAAUCUUAAAUCAAACAAUCUUGUGCUUCAUUUCUUCUCUGUACAGCUAAUGGACUGGUGCGCUCUGGCUAUGUGUACAACUGGACCUCCUGGAUCGAUGACUAUGGCUAUGGAGUGUGUACCGACCUGCUGAAAUGCAACAUUUUCCCCGAUGGGAAGCCCUUCCCACAGAGCAACGACUGGAGGCGCAAAAGCUAUGUCUAUGUGUGGCACGCAAUGGGUAAAAAAAGAAUGAAAGGAUAUAUGGAAAUAAAUUAGUUUGAGAAAAGACUAAUUGUAGUAAAAGAAAUAUUAAAGUUUAUUUGAUGUGUGUUUGAAAGGGAUCUUUUCUGUUUGCAGGCCAGUACUAUGAGACCUGUGACGGCUCCUCCUCAAGCGUAACCAUCAACACCACCGACAUCCCUCUGGGGGCAGAGGUCAUGGAGGUCAUGGUGUACAGGAAACGUGAGCGCAGAAAGUACAGCCCCCUCACCACGGACAACGCUGUCUUCUACGUCACAGGUGGAGACAAACAGACACUCUCAGCUUGUACAGUUUUAUCUGUCAACAUGUAUCAGCCUGAGUGACAGAUACAAACACCGGAGAAACCUUGAGGAUGAAUUAUUUAUGACUUCUCCUCACUCUCUCUCUCUCUCUCUCUCACUCCUUCAGAUAAGAUCCCAGUGGCGGUCAAUAUCUCUCAAAAGGCUGCGGUCAACCAGUCGGACAAUGUUUUCUUUCGUGGUGAAGAAGUGCUCUUCAAAGUCCAGCUUCAUGAUCCCAGUGGGUACCUCAAAACCGCUGCUUCUGUUGACUACAUCUGGGACUUCAGGGACGGCAACCAGGUGGUGACACACCGCGAACUGACCACACACACCUACAGCAGGCUGGGGUUGAUGAGUGUGAAGCUGGUGGUGGAGGCGGCGUUUCCUAUGGAGUGUCCACCAACUGCUGCCACCCCGACCCCCAAGAGCUCCACAUCCCCACCUCCCACAGGUACUGGAUACAUAGAUGCUGGUUUUAAGAACGACAAUAAUAGUUUUAUUCAUGUAACAAAAAAAAACCUACAAACGAUUAAUUGCAAUAGAUACCAAACAAGUAAGAUCCAAAUACUUAAAUAAUUAAAUAGCAUAUCGUAAAAGACACAGGUGAAUUAAUUAAGGUAAAUUAAUUUUAUUUAAACAGGAUAUAAUCUUAGACACAUCAGCUGCUCUAAGGGGCAUAGAGCUGAGUGUCAUCUGCAUAGCAGUGAAAGUCGAUACAACAUCUAUACCAGACUUGCUCAAGGGGAAGUAUGUACACAGUGAAUGUGAAAGGACCCAGGAUAGGCCCUUGGGGAAUCCCACCUGAGACACGAGCACAGGAAGAGGAGGCCUUUCCAAACACUACAGAAAAAGACCCGUUUGACAGAAAGGAAAUAAACCAGUCCAGUACCCUUUCAGUAGUCCUAAUAGAGUAUUUCACUCUGCUGAUUUAGGAAAUUGUGAGUGGCUGAAGCUGAGCUGCGGUCAAGGAGAGUUAAUUUAGAGUACAAGUAAGAAUGUGCUGCAAGCAAUAAGUCACAAGAGACCUUGACCAAAACAGUAUGAGUGCAGUUUUAGGCCAAAAAACUGGCCGAACAUUUUUGAAGAUCUCAUUGCUGUUCAUAAAAGACAUCAGCUGUUUGGGCACAACUACACUGCUGCUCACAGAUGGGUCUGUAAUUGCUUAAAACAGAUGAAACACGGGAUCCCUUGGCAAAACUGUCUAAUAUCACAAUAAGGUUUAGUUUUUAAAUAAUGACUGUGCAUUUAAAAUGGUUGUAGCCUUUGGUUCAAAGAGUAAAGUCAGAGAAUAAGUGCCUUGACCUGCACUCUUCCUGAUGGCCAGCAGGGAAAGAUCCCAUUAGUUGCAAAAUGUGCAGGAUUGUGUGGUCACAGGUGAGCAUAUUACCCCAUUUCCAGUUGAUUUUUAAUCUCAGAAAGCAUUUUGGUUUAGUUUAAGGUUUUAAUCAAGGGCCAGGGCGGCUGUGGCUCAGUGGUUGGAUCAAUCAUCUUUCAAUUAGGAGGUCAGGGUCCCCCUUGACAAGAUGUUGUCUCCCUUGGCUGUGUAUGAAUGAGAUUGGUACAAAUGGAGAUUUGGACAUAGCAGCCACUGUGGUGUGAAAGGGUGAUUAUAAUAUCGCAAAGUGCUUUGAGAAGUCUGUAGAGAGCGCUCCACUUGCUAGUUUUAAGUCUUCUCUAACAAGAGUAUAAUAUAAGGAAGCAACAGGGUGUGAUUUGGGGCGUUGCUACCUGUGUUUGGUAAGCUGCUACUACAAUCACAAAGAGACAUAAAGCGGAGAUAAAUUUGAUUAACCACUUGUGCGAUUCAUUCAGAAUUUGGAUGACAUUAUUCAAAAAUAAAGCAACACUAACUGACUUGAAUGAAUUAAUAAAGGUAAGACUCUUUUUUAUGUCUUUUUUCCUCCAGAGGCUCCCACAGCUCCUCCAGGUACUCAUGCUGGUACCAUCAAGAUGGAGACCACAAAGGGUGAGGUUAAGUGCUAACAGAGUGUUUGUAUCAAGGACAGAAAAGUAGUGAAAUAGAGACACAGCAAUAGAACAUGGAUCUGGUUAAAUAUUGAAAUCCUGUCUGAAAGUGUAACACUGACUAUAACAAACACACACUGCUGUCCACUGACUCCAAACAUGCUGUCUUUCUGGUUUUAGCACCACCCAGCACCAGAAAGCCCCACCCUUCCAUCACUCCAAGUACCCUCCCGUCCUCAUCAAGUGCCAUACCUUCAACAGAGCCCCUUCCACCUACUGUGGCCAGUGUGACCCCAGAGUAUGACCCCACCCUCCUGCCCUCACUCCGUAUCAGGCGUGUCAGCAGUAACGAGUGCUUCCGCUACGUCCACGGCACCUUUGAAGGCAACAUCACCAUCAUUGGUAAGUGGGAACUGUUGAGAUUUAAACUGAUCUGCAUUGGUGUGCACCACAGUCUUUGAAAAAUCUACCACUAGAUGGCGCCAAAGUUGGAUAUCUUUGAGUCAUACAGAUAGCAUCUUUAAAGCUCCUUUAAAACUUGUGGUUGUUUUAGUAUAGGCACCCCCUCCAGCUGUGUUCAGAGAAUGAUGAUAAUAUUGUUGGUGGUUGGAUCAGAUUUAAAUGUUAAAGCUCCAGUUAGGAGAUUUUACUUGGUUAUAAAACAGACUGAAAUUAAAACUGAUGUUUCUGUCUGACCUGACAAAGCAAAUGAAACUACCAAUGAGACUUAAGUUAUUUUUAAUGUCUAAAAUUUCUAGCAAGGAGGGGUAGGUGUCAGUCUGGAACAGCUUUUUUUUCUAUCUCUACAUUUCGAUUUGAUAUUUUUUGGUCAUAACUGAUUCAAAGGACUUCAAGUUGUUUGCAGGGAAAGCCACAGUCUGCACAUACUGAGAUGGGAAAUGGGAACCUUCAGUGGUCCUCUUUAAAACAACCACUGAAGGUUCCCAUUGGAUGAAGGUUAACAACAUAUCCUCAUGCAACCUAUGCAGGGGUAGCAAACUGUUCACACACAGAAACUUUGAAUCUUCUUCACUCAAUUCUUUAACAGUUUAAAAACACAGAUGCAUCUACAGGGUAACAUUUUAAAUGCUAACAAAAGUUGCUGUGCAACAUGAAAUGCAAAUGAAAGGGUGGCCGAUCAGAUUCUAAGGGGGGCCAUACCACCCCUUGUCAUCUCUUUUGACAGCCCCUGACCAUUGAAUAAUUGAUCACCUGAACUAACAUUUGUUACACCGCCUGGGCAGAGUUUAUAAGAGGUUAAAACUGACCUGCAGCUGAACCGGUUAAAUACAAACUACAGAACAUAAAUUUUCCCCAGUGAUAUGGACACUGAAUAAGAACAGCCUGACCCUAAUGACUCUGGCAUCCCUGACUUUUUCUGAAGUACAUCAUGGGGUUUGGAUUUCACAAUUUGAUUGAAAUGUCAUGAAAUGAAUAAAGAUUAUUACCGUUAAAUUUUGUGCUAAAGUUAAUGGAUACUGUAUAUUAAAACUCGAGUAGUACUGAAAACAUCUUAUGGCAUUCCUGUCAACUUUCAUCUUGCAGUUAUUGUGAUUAAGAAAAUGCAAGCAGGUCAAUUUUAAAGUUAGGAUUUUAGUAUUUUUGGCUUUUUGGAUUACAUAAAAUCCAACUAUUAAUGUGAUGGGUCUUUUCAAAAUAAAAACAGCUACUCUCUCCUCUUAAGACACAGAAGCAUGAGAACACAAUUGUUAAUUUGUCUGUAUCACUUUUGUCAGCUUUCCUCCAUUAAAUGACUGUGCAGCGGCACGCCAACACACACUGACACUCAAAACUCUCUGUUAACAUCUUUAUGCUUUAUUAUUAUCAUUAGAUGUAAUAAAAAGAUCAGUCAUUAUGAUAAUCUAAUUUUAUUAUUUUGAUUUCUGCAGAGCCUAAAUACACACUGAACAGUCAGCCUAGUAGCCGCAUUGUGGGCGUGUCGGCCAUCCGAGUGAACAGCGCUGACUUCAACUUUGAGGUCAAAUGUUUGGGAAGGUGAGUGUAAUUUAGGAGAAUUACUUUGACAGUAUUGGCCAAAAGAAAAGAGGGGAAAUAGUUAAUGUUGGGGGUCCUCUUGGAUUUUGCCCAAACUUGAUUAAGACAGAUCUUCAGGUGGCACAAAGGAAUUAAUUUACUUCAUUAAACGAUUAAAAAUAUAUCAAAGUGCAUUCAGAUAAAUGGUUUUUAGUUUAAUUGGACUUAUUUUUAGAGAAAAACUGGUUUCAGGUGAAGAACUGCUUUGGUUCUCUUGUUUUUUAACCUCCCCUCUCCUCCAGAAUCCCCACCUCCGCCUGCACCAUUGUGUCAGACCCCAGCUGCAUUCGAGUGAGCAGCAUUAUGUGUGACGACGUCCCCCCGUCGGCCCAGUGUGUGGUGCAUCUCAGGCGGACAUUUUUAGAGCCUGGCACCUACUGUGUCAACAUCACGCUAGAGGACUCCGGCAGCAUUGCCCUGACCAGCACCACUGUCACCAUCAACAAGUCCCAGGAUGCCCCUGGUUGGUCACACAAGGACACUUUUGGGCAUAAUAAUAGCUUGUUUUAUUUUGGUCUUUUAAAAAAAAAAAUUUUUUUUUCUCUGUCUUUCUGAUUGUUUUUAUCUCUGCAGUGUCUAAGAAGUCUCGUGCCUCAGAGGUGGUGCUCUCCUCCACUGCUGUGCUGGUGGCUGUCUUUGCAUUCGUUGCCUACCUGGCCUGCAGGUGAUUAAAAACUUCAUCAACCAGCUUUGUUCUACUACAGUAUGGUAUUCGAUCCGCCCUCACCCUAAUGGUUCCUCUUUUUCCCCUCAGACGUUACAAGGUGUACCAACCCAUUCGUAGGUCACUACUGGAGGAGGGUGGAGGAGUCAGAGGACGCGUCGUUCGUCUGAAGGAUGCUCUUUUCCCCCCUAAUGAGGAGAGCCAUCACCUGCUGACUGAGAGACACCCUGCAUAGGCCUUAUGGAGCUUCACUUCAGUGUUUCUGUCCUUUAAAAACGCUGAAUCAAAAUCAUGAUUGAUAUUUAGCUGAAUUUAGCGGAGGUAAAAUCACCUAAACUUGAAAGAAUUCAUGCAUUUCUGCAGAGAAGUAUGAGUAAUCAAUACUGAUGACUUGUUGGUGUUUUAAUUAAACUGUUACACACAUCUUAGGCACUGCUUUUGAUCUGCAUGCUCUUCUUUUCUAUUGGAAAUAAGACGCAAAACCUUAGUGCAAAGCCUGCACAGAAAACUGCUUUGAUACUGACCUUACACUGUAAUUGAAAUAAUCUCAAGAUGGAUUUCUAAUAUAAAAUGUAUGCUAUAAAUGGUAUGUGCAUGCUCUUUUUCAGUUGAGUUAAUGAAAAUGAAAUUUUUUUUAAAUUGUAACACUGAAACUAAUUCAAGGAAUUCACUGGAAACUUGACACGAGGACUCUAAUAAAGGUUGUGAACUAACCGCUA